AUGGCAAUCCCCAAGUUCUACUCCAUACUAAGACACCAAUGGCCAGAUGUCAUUGAAAAUGCUCCAGCUGAUCCAAAAUGUCACACACUCUACGUUGACAUGAACACCGUGUUGUUCAUCUGUCUAGCUGAUUCUUCAUCAUUACAAGAAUUUCAUGUCAAAACUGAAAAUUACAUUCAAUUGUUGGUUAACACGAUUAAACCUGAACAGUUAUUGUAUCUCGCCUUUGACGGUGUUCCACCAUUGGCUAAAUUGAAAGGACAAGCCCAAAGAAGACGUUCAAGGAUAAAUACGCAACAAGUGAUUGAUUCAAACGUACUGACACCAGGCUCUGAAGUGAUGCAAAAUGUGUCAAACCACUUAACCAAGUUUAUCAAAGAAACAAUUAUCCCUAACCAAAAAGGUAUAAAAGUUAUACUGUCAGAUUCCCUAGUUCCAGGGGAAGGUGAACACAAGAUUAUCAAACAUUUGAGAAAACAUUCAGAAAACCAAUCUUUCAAAACAUUUAUUUAUGGGACGGAUGCUGACUUGAUCGUGCUUUGUCUUUCAUUACAAAACACUGAUGUCACUUUGAUCAGGGAGUCGAAUAUCUCGAAAAUUGAGAAGAAGUUUGAGGUGCUUUAUAUGGAUGUCUUGAGAUCCCAUCUUCUUCAAAAUUAUUCAUUGGAAAUUCAAAAAAAAGUAGGCACUGACCUUAUCUUUUUGGAUCUGUUAUUGGUUCUAUCAAUUAUUGGGAAUGAUUUUUUACCUAUUCCAAUGGGGCUAUCCGUUGAAUCAUCAACGAUAAACAAACUUUUGGAGCUACUCAGAGAAUUUCAUAUGGAGGUGGGCUUGAAUAUUGUGGACAUGGAUGGGACCAUUAAUCAUGAUCACAUUGCAAAGCUUUUCCAUAAAUUUGAAAAAUUUGACAUGGAAAGAUUCAGGUUGGAGAAUCCAAUCAAAAGAAGUGUACUGGAUGCUAAGAUCUUGGAGUUACAGCUUGCAAGCUUAUCAUUGAAGGAUCGUAAGAGUACGAUAAAGGAUUCUGUUCAAAAAGCCGAAGCAGAGUAUUUUGAAGAAAGCAAACUCAAGACUUACUCGAGGCAAAAAUUAACAAAAGUGGGAACCCGAACGUUAUGCAAGGACUACAUUAGAGGAAUUCAAUGGCUUUUGCUCUACUAUCUUGAUGAUUGUCCCAGUUGGAAUUGGAUAAAUGCCAAUACUGUUUCACCGUAUUUAUCAGAUUUAAAAAGAGGAUUGAAAAACUCAGAUAUAGAAUUUGAAAAGGGGUCACCUAUUCUUCCUCUUCAUCAUUUAGCUCUUGUUCUUCCCCCAAAAUCUAAGUCGCUUUUGCCAGAUUCAUACAGAAAUAGUGAUGAAUACGAUCAAUUUUCAUCAUUAUUGAGGCUAUCUAAUUCAGCCUCAUGCUCUGAUAUUUUCAAAUUUGUCAAAUAUUUUGAGGAUGAGAUUGAUCCAAGUCUAAAAGACAACGAAAUCUUUAGAAAUACAUUCUCAAAACCUCAAAUAUUUAUAUAA
Hansenula anomala is the source of this 1515-nucleotide messenger RNA. It is a transcript of the gene XRN1, whose product is annotated as chromatin-binding exonuclease XRN1. The transcript has a single exon. Gene Ontology annotation, molecular function: 5'-3' RNA exonuclease activity; RNA binding. NCBI's taxonomy places the organism in Eukaryota, Fungi, Ascomycota, Saccharomycetes, Phaffomycetales, Wickerhamomycetaceae. Bases 1 to 1515 code for a protein of 504 amino acids. The record is from RefSeq and is a predicted model, not a curated record. Gene Ontology annotation, cellular component: nucleus. Gene Ontology annotation, biological process: nuclear-transcribed mRNA catabolic process.